Molecule: messenger RNA, 170 nt
Organism: Paramecium octaurelia
Lineage: Eukaryota; Ciliophora; Oligohymenophorea; Peniculida; Parameciidae
Source: the annotation of a GenBank genome assembly
AUGGUUAAAAACUAGCCUAAAUAUGCUCUGAGACUUGUCAAGAUUAUUAUAUUUAUAGUAGAUAUACACAAUUAUUUUAGUAACUAUUAACUAUCGAAAGAAUCAAUUUUGUUUUAUAUCACAAUUUAAAUAUGAAGUUGUGGAAUAAAUGUAAAUCACUGCGGCUAUGA